Octopus sinensis (East Asian common octopus) is the source of this 2648-nucleotide messenger RNA. RefSeq names its product neuroglian. Gene Ontology annotation, molecular function: axon guidance receptor activity. The record is from RefSeq and is a predicted model, not a curated record. Gene Ontology annotation, biological process: homophilic cell-cell adhesion; synapse organization. Lineage: Eukaryota; Metazoa; Mollusca; Cephalopoda; Octopoda; Octopodidae. The transcript is spliced from 16 exons. The coding region runs from base 414 to 2414 and encodes 666 amino acids. Gene Ontology annotation, cellular component: neuronal cell body; plasma membrane; axon.
ACUUGCAAGGUAACUGUCACCCAUUGUAAGCAAGCAAGUCGAACGACCUAGCUGGCUAGCUAACUUUCUACCUACCUACCUGUUAACCUAACGUAUUCAAAUCACGGACGACAAACAGCUACAGGUGUACCAACGUGUUUACGUCACGCCUUUUGUGCUCACGUAGACACCCGAAGGAAAUUUCAAAAAUAAACUUAACCUGGACCAUCGGUGGUGAGGGACUUCUUUUUGAAGUUUGUAAAUUACAAAAUACAAAAAGUGACCACUAGCAACAACUUGUUCAGGCAGUUCCCAAGAAUUCCUUCCUGAAGAUCAAUCCACACCUCUAUGUUCUGAGUGGUGUGAUUUGAUAGCUGAAAAUUUACAACAAACAUCAUAUUUGAAGAAAACCUAAAACCACAUUCCUGUAAGAGAUGAAGAUUGCUGUACUGCUAGCAACAAGCUUCAUAUUUUUGUUGACAGUACAUCAUGUAUCUGCUCAAUGGGAUGCUUCACCCACAGAACGAGAAUCACCAUUUAUCGAAGAUACCUUUCCUGAUAAAACAUUCUUUGUUAACCAGAAACUUACAGAAUAUUGGCAAAUUAAUUACCCGUGUGAAGUCAGCAAGGGAAUACCAAAGCCCGAAAUAUACUGGAAAUGGUACUCAAAUGGUGUAUAUAAAGGUAAAAUUGAUUCAAAGAGUGGAGAUCGAGUAUUAAAUGGCACUCGUCUGGCUCUUAAAAAUAUCAAUCCUGAUGAACGCUACCGAUGUGUUGCUGAGAACAUCUAUGGUACUGCUUUAUCGAAGAAAAUACAUAUUCUCCAGAGUAAAACAACAAAAUUCAACAUUAACGAGAAAGUUGAAGAUACAAUAACCAAAAACGCUGGUGAAACUCUAGUAAUAAAGUGCAAGUUUAUCUCACCGGGGCAACCAGUUGGUUUAUAUUAUUGGAAAACAAAAAAUAGAAUUACUGAAACUGAUCGUAUCUACACCAAUGUUGAGGGUAGUUUAGUAUUUUCUUAUGUGGAGUCAGAUGAUACGAAUACCUAUACCUGUAAUAACAUGAAUCCAAAACAGGUCGCUACAACAGGUGGAGGAUGGACAAAUUUAACAGUGAACCCAAAUACACUUCCAGUAGAAGCUCCUCUUCAAAAGUUGUACACUACAGAAAAUAAUUCUAUUGCCAUGUUUGGUCGUGAGUUCUUAAUUCAGUGUAUGUAUGGUGGCAUUCCAAUCCCCAGGAUUCGGUGGGAAACUCCGCUUUCAAUGCGACCAAAUAAUCCAGAACACACAUUGGUGAUAAAAACUGUUACAGAGAAUCAUGGAGGCUGCUACACGUGUAAAGCUUCGAGUGGUAAUAAUAGAGAUGAAACUAAGAUAUGCAUUCAUGUUGCAGGUCCUCCUAUUUGGGUUAACGAACCUGACCCUGAAAUGACUGUUGCUGAAGAGUCAAAUGUGGUGUUCCAUUGUAAAGCAAGAUCACUGAAGGGAGGAAAGGAAUUGGCUCGGCCCAUAUGGAUGAAAAAUGGAAGGAAUUUAAGUGAUAUAAGUGUAUAUCCUGGAGGAGAAAUGAGAAACAGACUAUCAUUGUCUUUAGAUGGUUCUAGUCUCACCUUCUCAGAUGUCAGGAAGAGCACUGAUAUCUGCAACUUCCAGUGCAUAUACAGUAAUCGUUACGGAGAAAUUUUUGCUGGUAUUUCAUUUAAUGUUAUAUUAAGAACGGAGAUUCUGGUGGCUCCUGAGAGCCAGGUGAUUUCCAGAGGAGACGUUGCUGUAUUUCCUAUUAAGUUUAAGGUUGAUCCUUUGGUGAAAAGCAAAACAGAUCUCACCUGGAAACUAAAUGGAAAUAAGAUUGAAACUUUUGAUAUUGCUGAUGUCCAAAUCCUGCCAAACUGGACUCUAAUAGUCAACACAUCUCAAAUGGAUGAAGAUCGUUUUAAGGCGUUCCUUGGCAAUUAUUCAAUUACAAUUGAUAACAGUGUUGAGACUGUUAUAAAAUAUGCCCUUUUAAAACAGAAUCCUGCAACAGGUGGAACCACCAUGCAAUCAGCCGGUCUCGAUGCCAAGUGGAUUGCUCUUAUUGUAGCUCUUGUCCUCUUCUUUAUCAUCUUCAUCCUUCUCCUUUGCAUACUCUUCAACAGACAAAGUGGCGAUAACUACUCUGUUGAUAAAAAAGAACGGAAAGCCGGCCAUGACCCUGAAAAAGAACUUGCUGACAGUGGAUUUCAUGAUCUACCCCGCACAGACGAUGACCCUGGCCUUAAGAAACCUGACAACCUAUCUAUCUCUAGCACUGGUAAGAGUAUUGCCAGUGAUACGGACAGCAUGGGAGAGUACAGCGACAACGAUGCCGGCAGCAGAUUCAAUGAGGAUGGCUCUUUCAUUGGCGCUUACCAAAGUCAUGAAUCAAAAGGAAAUGAGUCUAAUGUCUAGAUAAUGCAACAUCAGGCAAUGAUGCUGACCAACACUUCCCUCUCUUGACUAGACCGUAACGAAAAAUAAAGAAAUAACAAAAGAAACAACCAAUUUCCAUCUGAAAUCUAUUCUUGCUGUCUUUCAGUCUCAACAAAGCGGCGAUGAUGAAACUUUCCGUCAGACUUGUUCAAACAAAAAAAAAAAGUGAGAAAAUUAUGAAACAAAAGAAAAACAAAUCAAAUUUAACAAAAA